CCGCCCCCAGCUGUGAGCCAGAAAAACCUGCCGUAACUGCAGUCUGCACUGGCAGCACUGCACUGCACCUGCGAGCCUCGGAGCUCUUCCCGUUGCGGCGGCGGCGGCGGAGAUGGCGGCGAAUCUGGAGGAUGUGCCGUCACUGGAUCUGAUGCACGAGCUGCUCCGCCGCAUGAAGUGCAGCUCCAAGCCCGACAAGCGCCUCAUCCUCAUCGGCCCGCCUGGCUCUGGUAAGGGAACUCAGUCUCCCAUUAUUAAGGAUGAAUAUUGCCUGUGCCAUUUAGCUACUGGUGAUAUGCUGAGGGCUGCUGUGGCGGCCAAGACACCUCUAGGUGUCAAAGCAAAAGAAGCUAUGGAUAAGGGAGAGCUUGUUUCAGAUGACUUGGUUGUGGGGAUUAUUGAUGAAGCUAUGAAGAAACCCUCAUGCCAGAAAGGUUUCAUUCUUGAUGGCUUCCCUAGAACUGUCACUCAAGCACAGAAGCUUGAUGAGAUGUUGGCAAAGCAAGGCGCUAAUGUUGACAAGGUCUUGAACUUUGCAAUUGAUGAUGCUAUAUUAGAAGAACGGAUUACUGGUCGUUGGAUCCACCCAGCCAGUGGUAGAACUUACCAUACAAAAUUUGCACCUCCAAAGGUUCUGGGAGUUGAUGAUGUAACUGGGGAGCCAUUGAUUCAAAGGAGAGAUGACACAGCUGAGGUCUUGAAGUCAAGGCUUGAAGCCUUCCACAGACAAACUGAACCUGUGAUUGACUAUUACUCCAAGAAAGGCUUAGUGGUGAACCUGCCUGCAGAGAAACCACCAAAGGAAGUGACUGCUGAGGUGCAGAAAGCACUUUCGUGAUGAAGUGUCCACUCUUCAGGCUAAGCAUGACAUCUACCAAAGUCCCUUUGUCUCGGUUUCUUCCAAAUUUAUACUUAGGCCAACAUCAUGGGUUUUUUAUUUUCUGUAUCCUUUUUGUUCGAGCACUGUUUUAUCCCAGCCUUGAACUGCCAGGAUAAAUCUCUGUUUCGAAUGAAGGAAGUUGUUUUCAGUAACAAAACUGAGAUGAUUACAGCAAUUCAUCUGUGGAAAGGAAUUUCCGGUGGCAAACCAUGUUCCAGUUCUUACAUCAAUGCUAUGUUACUGACUAUGAUAAUCAGGAAGAUACCUAGGUAUUCUGUUCGCUCAGCACCUUGCUCAAUUGGGUGGAGGUAUUGGUGUGCUACGAGGUCAAAUGAGCGUUUCAAGUUGUAUGAUUCUGAACCUGUAGUGAUGUUAAUUCAAAUUGGUGUACCUAUUGCAGUUAAGCUGUACCCAUACUUAUUACUUUGUGAGUAGAUGUACAACUUGAGAAAUUCCUUGAUAGAAAUUUUGCACAA
Sorghum bicolor (sorghum) is the source of this 1356-nucleotide messenger RNA. Its product is annotated as adenylate kinase 4. Gene Ontology annotation, cellular component: mitochondrion; cytoplasm. Gene Ontology annotation, biological process: nucleobase-containing compound metabolic process. Gene Ontology annotation, molecular function: AMP kinase activity; ATP binding. NCBI's taxonomy places the organism in Eukaryota, Viridiplantae, Streptophyta, Magnoliopsida, Poales, Poaceae. The record is from RefSeq and is a predicted model, not a curated record. The transcript has 6 exons. The coding region runs from base 113 to 838 and encodes 241 amino acids.